Molecule: messenger RNA, 1790 nt
Organism: Colias croceus (clouded yellow)
Lineage: Eukaryota; Metazoa; Arthropoda; Insecta; Lepidoptera; Pieridae
Product: inward rectifier potassium channel 2-like
Exons: 2
Coding region: 148-1293 (381 amino acids)
Biological process (GO): potassium ion import across plasma membrane; regulation of monoatomic ion transmembrane transport
Cellular component (GO): plasma membrane
Molecular function (GO): inward rectifier potassium channel activity
Source: RefSeq, a predicted model, not a curated record
AGACGGAAGUAAACAUUUAACGUUCGGUGACGUUUGUCAAACGGAUAGUUUUAGAAUUGGAAUAGCAGGUACUUAAGAAGAAAUAGUCCAAGUUGCCAUACAAUAGGAAAAUUGUGUAAUCACUAUCGUUGUGCGUACUGCCCAUAAAUGGAUACAAAUUCUAAAGAAAAUAACGUAGAUGAGCUACACGCUCAGUGUAGUUGCAAGCGACAUAUUCACAAAAGAAUAUCCUUCCGCCUUAGACAACAGGAACGCAUUGUGUUCAAAUCUGGGGAACUAAAUUUUGCGAAAUCACAUAAAAAUAAAUUACGAUUCAUAAUCGACCUGGUUAAAGUUCUUCUUGAAGCUAGAUGGAGGUGGACAAUAUUGUAUUGUACAAUAACCUGUGUUUUAAGUUGGCUUAUUUUCGCUGUCAUAUGGUGGGUCAUAUUAUAUUUGCAUGGAGAUUUAGAAGAUGAACACUUACCGCUAGCCAAAAAUAUUACAGAGUGGAAACCAUGUGUGACCGAAAUAUAUAAUUUCACAUCCAUAUUCUUAUUCAGUAUUGAAGUACAAACAAGUAUCGGGUAUGGAUCUAGGGCGAUUACUUUGGAAUGUCCAGAAGCCAUGUUUACAAUGUGCAUUGAAAGCAUCACAGGGAAAAUAAUUCAAUCCCUGUUCAUAGGAAUUGUUUUCGCUAAAUUAACGAAGCCAAAGAACCGAGCGCAAACAUUGAUGUUUUCAAAAUACGCCAUUAUCAAUCAAAGGGACGGAUAUUUGUGCUUGAUGUUCAGAGUGGGCAACACAAGAAAGUCAAGAAUAAUAGCUUCGACUGUCAACGCGUACCUGAUAAAAUAUAUAACCAAAGAUGGCGUUGAUUUACUCAAUUAUGAUCAGGUAAAGUUGAACAUAAUGGUCGAUAAUUGUGAUGACGUUCUGUUCAUAUUUCCAGUAACUGCUGUGCAUAGAAUAGAUGAAAAUAGCCCUUUCUAUGAUAUCUCCGCUCAGGAAAUCUUGAAGAGUAAUAUAGAAAUAUUAGUAACUUUUGAAGGAACGAUUGAAUCAACGGGACAACCACUUCAAGCAAAAUCGAGCUACACUGGCACUGAAAUACUCUGGGGAAGGCGAUUCAUAGAACCCUACUUUUAUAAAAACAACAAACAAGGUUUUGUUAUAGACUUUUGCAAAUUCGACGAGACCUAUCGCGUCAAUACCCCACUUUGCACAGGACAAGAACUUAUAAAUUAUUAUAGAAAUAGAAAACUAAGGAAAAUACCAUUCAAUAGUCAAUACACAUCGACAAAUACCUUUUAGUCGCCAGAUCGUAUAGUUUUCCGUUUUAAAUGUGGGUGUAGUACAAGAAUAAUUUUCCGUAAUUCCAUCACACCUUCAUAAAUAAUCUUCAGCGCAGUCAUAUUCAAUUCCAAUGUAGAAAGUUUCAUUUUUAUGAUCAGUAUUAAAUUUGAACAUACAUUUAUAUCUUGAUCUAAUUUUUGAAGUUUCCUUUUGUUAACGUGCAUGCAUUGUUCAAGAAAACUUUUCGUAGACAUUUCUUUCAAUAAACUUGGUUUAAUUACACACAACCUUAUUUAUCUUAGCUCUUUAUAAAACUGGAAUACAUUUUAUUAUAAUGGCCUAGUUUUAAGAAUUCUUGAAAUUAGUGUGUCAGGCUGCUCUUAUAUUACUAAAUGUGGUGACAAUUUGCAAUAUGCUGUUAUCUUGCUUUUCGAUAAGCGGCGAGGUAAAAGAUUCUAUGAUAACGAUACUUGCUUAUAAAUUUAUUUUGUGUUUUAAUUAAAACAAAAAUGUAA